AUGACCGAACCAGAGGUGGCCCCAUACGGAGGGUUCAUUGUGAAAACUUUGGAAGAUGAGAAAGCAAACGAGGCACAACUUGAAGAGUUAGCCAUAGAAGUUGAAUAUAAUGGAACCACUCAAAAACUAAGACCCGAGGCAUUGAGAUUAAAUGGAGUUGAUAAUUUAUCAACUGAGGAGAUCAAGUCAUAUGUUGAUUACUAUCUCAACUACACCACAUCACGUAACGAGGAGCUUGAUAAAAUAGAAUACAACCAGAUUCCAUUUGAUGAACAAAUCACAUUUCGUGUAGAGUGGAUCGAUGAUUCCAACGUCAACGUAGUUUUCAAAACAAACCAAGACAAUUUAAGAGCUUUGAGACAAUUGAGUAGGGAUCCUAUAGAGAUUGAUGAUAAUGAUUCAACGUUCAUUAACGAAGUUAUACAAGAGCGUAGGGCGAAGGACUACAAUCCGAUAAUAUCAUUCCGCAGCAGUCAGAGCUUGUCUAAUCGUUUGGGAUUGAAGGAGAAAGCUAAGGACAAUGAACAGGAGGGUAUGAUAGAGGAUGAAUCAUCCAUUGAAUUGCGUAUUAGACAAUCGUUUCAACUGGACCGAAAAGUAAAGAACGCAUCACAGUAUUCGCGUUAUUACUUGAUCCAUGGAGAACCUGAAAGACCACGUAGAUCACGACCAAUUCACAGGCACAGAAGGAGAGAGCCAGAAAUUCUUGCCAAAAAAGAAGAAGAGCAGGAGGAUUUAUUUGCUGACAAACUCAAACAAGGAAGAUCUAGUUCUCGUGAACAGGCGAUUGAUGAGGAGGAGGAGGAUUUGUUUGCUGACAAGUUGAAGCGUAGUAGAUCACGGUCUCCAACUCGGUCCGGAACUAGCCGCUACAGUCAAAGGUAA
Lodderomyces orthopsilosis Co 90-125 is the source of this 885-nucleotide messenger RNA. RefSeq lists its product as uncharacterized. Bases 1 to 885 code for a protein of 294 amino acids. Gene Ontology annotation, molecular function: RNA 7-methylguanosine cap binding; mRNA binding. The record is from RefSeq and is a predicted model, not a curated record. Gene Ontology annotation, cellular component: nucleus; cytosol. The transcript has a single exon. NCBI's taxonomy places the organism in Eukaryota, Fungi, Ascomycota, Pichiomycetes, Serinales, Debaryomycetaceae.